Molecule: messenger RNA, 2022 nt
Organism: Hevea brasiliensis (rubber tree)
Lineage: Eukaryota; Viridiplantae; Streptophyta; Magnoliopsida; Malpighiales; Euphorbiaceae
Product: ent-kaurene oxidase, chloroplastic
Exons: 8
Coding region: 1-1539 (512 amino acids)
Biological process (GO): gibberellin biosynthetic process
Cellular component (GO): endoplasmic reticulum; chloroplast outer membrane
Molecular function (GO): heme binding; iron ion binding; ent-kaurene oxidase activity
Source: RefSeq, a predicted model, not a curated record
AUGGAUGUUUUCACAACUACUAUCCUUCCAAGUUUUCAAGUAAUGCCCUAUGCCACCCCUGCGGCUAUUGGUGUUUUGUCCUUCUCCAUGUUCUUUAUGAAAAAAUUCAUCUCUGAUAAUAAGAAAAGAAAUGCCAGACUUCCUUCUGUGCCAGAGGUACCUGGGUGGCCAGUUAUAGGGAAUUUGCUGCAACUGAAGGAGAAGAAACUCCACAAGACUUUCACUAGCUGGGUUGAGAUUCAUGGACCAAUCUAUUCAAUUAGAACCGGAUCUUCCACCAUUGCUGUUCUCAAUUCAAAUGAUGUUGCCAAAGAGGCCAUGGUGACUAGAUAUUCUUCCAUCUCAACAAGAAAAUUAUCAAAAGCCUUGACUGUGCUUACCCAGGAUAAAUGUAUGGUUGCAACAAGUGAUUAUGAUGAGUUUCAUAAGAUGGUGAAACGAUGUAUACUUACAAGUGUAUUAGGAACAAAUGCUCAGAGGCGACACCGGUGCCACAGGGACACCCUGAUUGAAAAUAUUUCAAACCGGUUGCAUGCUCAUGUAGACACCUCUCCAGACGAAGCAGUGAACUUCAGGGAAAUUUUUGAGUCUGGACUUUUCGGAAUAGCACUGAAAGAAGCGUUGGGAAAAGAUGUGCAAUCUGUUUAUGUUGAUGAAUUUGGUUCCAGUCUGUCAAGAGAGGAGAUUUUUAAGGUUUUAGUGCUUGAUCCAAUGGAGGGAGCAAUUGAUGUGGACUGGAGAGAUUUCUUCCCAUAUUUGAGUUGGAUUCCCAAUAAAAGAUGGGAGCUGAAUAUCCAGCAAAUGCAUUUACGCAGGCAGGCAGUAAUGAAUGCCCUUAUGAAGGAGCAAAAGAAACGAAUUGCCUUAGGAGAGGAGCUAAAUAGUUAUCUCGACUUCUUAUUAUCGGAAGGCACGCUUACAGAGAAGCAAAUCAGCAUGUUGGUUUGGGAGGCAAUUAUUGAGGCAUCAGAUACAACUCUGAUCACUAAUGAAUGGGCCAUUUAUGAACUUGCAAAGAAUCCAAACUGCCAGGAUAUGCUCUUUCAGCAAAUCCAAAUUGUAUGUAGGUCUGAAAAGACCACAGAGGAACACUUGUCUCAAUUGCCAUACUUGAAUGCUGUUUUCCAUGAAACUAUUAGGAAACACAGUCCGGUUCCAGUUAUACCUUUGCGAUAUGCGCAUGAAGAUACAGAAUUAGGAGGUUACUACAUUCCUGCUGGAAGUGAGAUUGCUAUUAAUAUUUAUGGGUGUAAUAUGGACAAAAAGCAAUGGAUAAAACCUGAAGAGUGGAAGCCAGAGAGAUUUCUUGAUGGCAAAUAUGAUCCCAAGGACUUGCACAAAACAAUAGGAUUUGGAGCUGGAAAGAGGGCAUGUGCAGGUGCUCUUCAGGCAUUGUUGGUAGGAUGUACAUCAAUUGGCAGACUAAUUCAAGAAUUUGAGUGGAGACUGAGAGAUGGAGAGGAAGACAAUGUGGCUAUUGUUGGACUUACCACUCGCAAGCUUCAACCAUUGCAUGCCAUCAUAAAGCCAAGAACAUAAGGACUCGUUGUCAUAGAUUGAUAGUGAUUAGUGAUGGUCUCUCCAUGAAUCAAUCUUACAUAUGUUUCCUAAUAUAUCAAUCAUGCGCGUGGACUUCUGUUUCUCAUACUAUGUUUAGGAAUUGGCAGAAUCGUCUUAAGAGGGGUGCAAAAAUAGAACAGAGAGGGACAAAAAUAGUAAGAAUUAGUGGGUGCUCUUCUUCUGGUGAUGUGCAGUGCCAAGCCAAUGGAAAAUGGCUAAUAAUGGUUGGCAAACGAAAAAGCCAAGAAAGGGGUCAAUAAGUCACACCGCCCCAACCGGCAUGAACGCCAAAUUUCUCACACCCCAAUGUAAGUAACAGGUGCAUUGCAUGAUAGAUUGUUCCGGGAAAUUUCAUACGAGGUGAGUUGUUGAAUCUGAAUCCAUUGCAGAAGAAAAAAACACAAGUACACAAGCUAAAUUCAGAGUGAUAAGAUAGCUACCCUCCACCUGAGUGAAAGGGAA